This is a messenger RNA of Athalia rosae (coleseed sawfly), 1897 nucleotides long. RefSeq names its product G/T mismatch-specific thymine DNA glycosylase-like. Gene Ontology annotation, cellular component: nucleus. Gene Ontology annotation, biological process: base-excision repair, AP site formation. The coding region runs from base 362 to 1621 and encodes 419 amino acids. The record is from RefSeq and is a predicted model, not a curated record. The transcript has 2 exons. NCBI's taxonomy places the organism in Eukaryota, Metazoa, Arthropoda, Insecta, Hymenoptera, Athaliidae. Gene Ontology annotation, molecular function: mismatch base pair DNA N-glycosylase activity.
CACCACGUCUUCCGCACCUCUAUUCCUAUCCACACUCAACGGCAGAACUCGUAGAGCGACUGGUAAGAUACAUUUUGACGGGCCUAUGUUACCCGUACCACCGUCGCCGAGCAUCGUAGUCAACGAAUUCAGAGCUACGAAUUCGUUGAUCGUAGUUGAGUGCGAACUGUUCGGGAAGGGCGUCCGGCGACAAUUAAAAUCUUGGGCUUCAUUAAACCUACUUCGCUGGCUGUCUUAUAAGAAUCUUUAGUCAACGCCGAAAUUAAUAAUACAUGGAGUUCAGUGGUUUGAACUAAUUGAACGAAGAAUUUUGUGUAACUAUGCAAGACACUGGAAAAGUCCAAUAUCGGUGGAAGUAAGCAUGUCGUCCCUACGUCUGAAUAAAUUGAAAAAAAAAGCAUUGUCAGACCUCUCUGAUAAACCUAAAAAAAAAACUGAUAGAUUCGAAGGACUUACAGCGGAGGUUCUACAAUCAUGCAAGCUUCCAGAUAUACUUCAAGACCAUUUAGACAUGGUUUUUGUUGGCAUUAAUCCAAGCCUAACUGCAGCAUACCGAAAACGCUAUUACGCCGGUCCGGGAAACCACUUCUACAAGCUAUUGUAUGAAUCUGGACUAACACCACGUCUGCUAAGUCACGAAGAAGACUCUACCUUGCUAGAAUACAGUAUAGGCCUAACAAAUAUCGUUGAAAGACCGUCAAGAUCUUCAUCAGAUUUGAAGAAAUCUGAGAUUAAAGAAGGAGCCAAGAGAAUAGAGAAAAAGUUGAUGCGAUUUCAACCAAAGGUAGCCAUUUUCAAUGGCAAGGGUAUUUAUGAAAUUUUCUCGAACAAAUCUGCCAAAUCAGAUUUUAGUUUUGGUUUACAGCCAGUGCGAAUAGGUAAUACUGCUAUUUGGGUUGUGCCAUCAAGCAGUGCUCGUUGUGCACAUUUCCCCAGAAUGGUUGAUAAACUGCACUUUUAUUCUGCGCUUAGUAAGUACCUGCUUCAUCUCAAUGGAAAAUUAUCUGAAAUUGAUGAACGAGAGUUCUCAUUCGAAGGUAAAUGCAAGAUAUCUAUACCAACAACUUCUAAAAUGUGGAGAAGAAAAGAAACAUCUGCUUUCAUGCAUGGCGGAAGAGUUGCUAACAAAGAAACACUUCUGAACAUUUCUGAAACAUCACUACCAAAUGUGCACAGUCCUGAUGAUUGUUCUGUGGAGCUAAAAAUUGCAAAAAAUUCGGAGAUGAUAGAAUGCGAGCUGUCCUUUGAAAAAAAUCUUGAUGAAAGCACACAAAAUCAGACUAAGGCCACACUAGAUCAUCUGAAUGUACAGGCAGGACAUUGUGAGGAAAAAAGUGUAGAGGUUGAAUCUAAUCACCACAGUUGCUUAGCACCAAUAAACAGGAUUGAAUGUAACCAUACAGUAGACUUUGUUGACCUAAUUAAACAACGGCUUUCUCAAAAAGAUACCAGCGAUGCAAAUGAUUCUGUUGAUUUUGAAGAUCGAUAUUCCAACCAUUCAAAUCCAACGGUGCAAAGAAGGCAUGUAACAAAGCUAAAAUAUUCCAUGCUGAAACUGAAUAGAUCUAAUUUUUUCGAAUUUCAAAAAUCUCGAGUAAAAUUCAGUGACUCUGAUACAUGAACUAAAAUAAUUGUUCCGAAGUAGUUACAGCAUAUUUGUAAUACAAGCCAGCAUGCAGAUUUUUUGUGCGUAUGAUGAAAACUUAAUCGAAGGAACAAACCGAUGUCGAUAAUGUUUCAAGAAUCUACUAGAUAAUUUAUUGAUACUAUAAAGCAAUGAUAAAAAAAGCUUGGAUUUUAAUGUAAAACCUUCAACGCUGUGUACUGAUAUAAUCAUUUUCGUAACAUUGAUCCAAUGCAUUAUAGUUGUUAUAAAACUUGUCACGUUAACAUUUAA